Messenger RNA from Micromonas commoda, 2893 nucleotides. Its product is annotated as hira like protein. Gene Ontology annotation, molecular function: protein binding; nucleosome binding. Bases 1 to 2853 code for a protein of 950 amino acids. The record is from RefSeq and is a predicted model, not a curated record. Gene Ontology annotation, biological process: DNA-templated transcription; chromatin remodeling; regulation of DNA-templated transcription. Gene Ontology annotation, cellular component: nucleus; HIR complex. NCBI's taxonomy places the organism in Eukaryota, Viridiplantae, Chlorophyta, Mamiellophyceae, Mamiellales, Mamiellaceae. The transcript has a single exon.
AUGGUGCACAUAUACAAGCCCGAGUUCGUGAAGCACGACGGCGGAUCGCCGAUCUUUUCGGUGGAUUGCCACCCCGACGGAACGCGCAUGGCCACCGCGGGCGGGGACCAGAAGGUGAAGCUCUGGAACCUGGAGGCGCUCAAGAAGAGGGAGGUGGAGGCGGAUCCGAACGUCCCGAGGGUGCUCGCCACCCUCAGCGAUCACUUCAACACGGUGAACUGCGUGCGAUUCAGCAAAAACGGCCGAUUCCUGGCUUCGGGAUCGACGGACAGCAACGUGUUCCUGUACGAGAAGCGCCCGGGUCCCGGCCGCGCGCAGUUCGGCAGCACGGACGAGCCCAACGUGGAGAACUGGGUGAACUGUCAGGCGCUGCGCGGGCACGUCAGCGACGUCAUCGACAUCGCGUGGGCCCCCGACGAUUCCAUGCUCGCGUCGUGCUCGCUCGACAACCUCAUAAUCGUGUGGGAUCCCGCCACGGGCCAACGCGUGACCACGCUCAAGGGCCACACCUCCUUCGUCAAGGGCGUCGCGUGGGACCCCAUCGGCAAGUUCCUCGCCACGCAGGCGGACGACAAGUCCUGCAUCGUCUGGCGCGUCGACGACUGGUCCGUCGUGUCCAAGAUCACCGAGCCCUACCAGAGCUCCAUGGGCGCGACGUUCUCGUUGCGGCUCUCCUGGUCCCCCGACGGCAAGGCGGUGACGACGUGCAACUCGUACAAGAAGCCCAGCCACACCGCUUCCGUGCUGGAGCGCGGGGACUGGGGCAGCAAGUUCGACUUCGUGGGCCACAAGGGGCCCGUGGUCACCGUCAGGUUCUCCCCGGCGCUGUUCAAAGCCGAGGAGAAGCAGGACGCGCCGCCCCACACGGUGAUCGCCUGCGGGUCGCAGGACUGCAAGAUGACCGUGUGGGCCACGAACCGCCCGAAGCCCGUGUGCAUCGUCAAGACGUGCUUCACGCAGUCCGUCGUGGACCUGUGCUGGUCCCCCGACGGCUACUCGCUCAUCGCGUGCUCUACAGACGGAACCGUGGCCAUCUUCACCUUCGACGAGAAGGAGCUCGGCGUCGCCAUGAGCGACGAGGCCAAGGUGGGCUUCCUCUCGGAGACCUACGGCGACCUGCGCAGGCGCGUGGGUCCGAUCCUCGAGGACCCCAGUCUGCUGAGGUUCGAGCAGCAGCACGGGACUCCCGGCAAACCCCCGCUGCCGCAGCCCGCCGCCGUCGCAAACAACGGCGGAGCCAAGGCGCCCAAGCGAAUCGCGCCGCAGGCGAUGGGCGCGCCGCCCCCCGCGGGAAAGGAGAACGCGUCCGCCAACGGCACCCCCGCGCCCGCGCCGGUCGUCAACCAGGUGGCACCCACCGCGGAGCUUCAGCUGGAGACGCGGGCCAGCGACGGGAGGCGGAGGAUCAUGCCCGUGCCGCAGGGGGGCACCGCGGCGGCGCCGAUGCCCAUGCCCAUGCCCGCGUUUCCCGUCGCCCAGGCGCCCGCGGGUUCCCCGCACCACUCCGCGCUCAAGCGGCGGAUCGAGCCCACCCAGAUGGGCGCUCCCGGCGGUGCGGGAUUCGAGCAGAACAAGAGGGUUACGUACGCGACGGGGGGCGCGGACCUCUCCCGCGGCGGCGACAGCCGGGGGUUCCCGCCGAGCGAGGGCGGCGGCGGGUUCGGCGGCGGCGGGCCCACUUACCUGAUGCUCGCGCCCGGAUCGUCCGGCGCCGCCCAGGUGCCCACGCGUCCGGCGCCCGUGACUUUGCACUGCCAGCUGGACGGCGGCGACGAGGAUCCCUUUGCCGCCGCCGCCGCCGCCGCGGCGAGCGCCGAAGCAGGCGAGCCCGAGGCGGUGGGGCCCACGAUGCUGGAGGCGAGAAACAGCGAGCGACACAGCGACGUGGUGUGUUCCACGGCGGGCAUCGUGCGAUGGACCGAUCGAUGCUCCGAGUCCCGCGCGACGCACAUCGCUGGCACCAAGACGUUUGCCGCGGUGUUUUUCGAAAAUUGCACCGUCCAGCUGUACACCCCCGCGGGGAGGAGGGCGAUGCCCCCGCUGGUCACCCCCGGCCGCGCCGCGUUCGUCAGCGCGAGCGGUGGCAGGCUCGUCGCCGUCACCGGGGACUGUUCGCUCAUCGUGUGGGAUCUCGGCGUCCCGGGUCAGGAGACGCAGGUGAUGCGGGAGAGCGUCGCUCCGCUCCUAUCGGGACCCCGCGCGCCCCCCGCGCCGCCGAUGGUGGGCGUGAGGCUCGCCAAGUGCGGCUCACCGAUCGCGCAGUUCGCGGACGGGCACGCGUACGUGUUCCACCCGAAGCUCAAGUCGUGGGCGCGCGUCGCGGAUCAGUCGUUCCCCCGCUCGGAGUUUACCACCCGACUGCGACUCCCGGCGGCUGCGGGCGGCUUGGGCCAAGGCGAGCUCCACGCGCUUCAAGUCGCCGCCGCGCGAGCCGCGGUUGGCAUGGGACCCUCCGCGCUUCUCAGCGGCGGCGCCCCCGCGCCCCGCCGCGAGACUGGCCGCCACCUCGAGUGCCUCCUCGCGGCGGCGGACAUGCUGGGAUCGCAGGCGGAGUACCGGGCGUGGCUGAGGGCGUACUCGCGGCACCUCGCCGCGGAGGGAGCCGAGGGCCACGCGCACGCGCCGCUACGGGAGAUGUGCAUGUGGCUGCUCGGGCCCCUUUCCGGGGGCGUGGAUGCUGGGGACGAGGAGGUAAGCGGCGUCGGGUGGGUGGAUACCGUCGCCGGGGGGUUGAAGAAGAGGGCGCUGCUCGAGGAGAUUGUGUUGCCGGCGCUCGCCUCGAACAGGGCGUCGCAGCGGCUCGUGGGCGAGGUCAACGAGCUCCUCGAGGAGGCGAAGAAGAGGAGUAGGUGAUUGGAUUCGAUCGUUGUUAUUGAGAAACGUCAGGAGUAAA